UUUCAGCUGUCAGAAGUAUUCGUAAUUUGUACGCGAAGAAAUUGCUAUAAAUUUCUGCAUUUUCGUCGCCUUUUCUAAAAAGCGUUUACUCUUCAUUCUGUUUUUCUUAAAAGUUUUUUAAUUAUUUUAUGGGAAACGUAAAUGAAUUUAUAGAAAACGAGGGAUAUUUUACUGUAUCUUUGAAUAACCUUUUUAUUUCAAUGUAAUCCAAGUGCAGAACUAAAAAUAACAUGUCUGAAGAAGGGAUUAAAACUUAUUCUCUUGAAGAAAUUGCUGAGCAUUCCAAUAAAGAUUCUUUAUGGCUACUAAUUGAAAAUGGAGUUUAUAAUGUUACAAAGUUUUUGGAAGAGCAUCCUGGUGGACCAGAACCUUUAUUAGAAUGGGCUGGAAAAGAUGCAACAGAUGCAUUUGAGGAUGUAGGACAUUCAACUGAUGCAAGAAACAUAAUGAAAACAUAUAAAGUAGGAGAACUAGCUGAGGGUGAUUAUAAAAGUGAUGAGGUUGAUAAGUCUCGUUGGUGUUAUCACAUGCAAAGAUUUCUUCCUGCUGUUGGAAUCAUACUGGCUGGAAUUUUGGUAUUCAAGAUUUAUUCUCGUUAUUAUAAAUGAUUAAAGUGUCAAUUUAUAUAGAAAUUCAUAGUGAAACUAUCUGUAAAAAUAAGUCUUUUGUGUUAUCCUCUAAAAUAUUCAUUUACAAAUGUAUAUGAUGUAAAAAACAAAUGUAUAUGAUGUAAAAUAAACUUUUCUAUUACAAAACGUUUGGAAGUGAUAUACCAUGUAUCAUGUUUUGAUGAAGGAGCUACAUAUACUUUGCUCCCUGUAUUUGUGAUGCCAAGAGACCCAAGAACUGAUAUGCAUCCAAUUUAGUAUUCUUAAAUACAUGCAUGUAUUCUUAAUGAUGUAGAGUAAUAUAUAGAUCUUGCAUUUGUUAUUUACAUUUCAUUAAUCAUAUAUAUGUUAUUAUUUUGCACAAGUUGCUUUAAACUAUGUAAGUUGUACGUUCACAUUAAGAACUUCUUGUAUGCCAUGUCUAUAUUUUGUGUAUUAAGUUUCUUGACAUAAUUGGUUGUGAAAGAUAUAGUUUGAAUGUUUGAAAUGCUGUUGGAGAAAAUGAAAUCUUAAAUAAGUUAAUAAAUGUAAACUUUCUUGAUGUGUAUAUUUAUGAUGUUAAUUUUCUAAUUAAUCUUCCUUAUUAAGUUUGUUUAUUACAAGCUGUUUAAGGAAAAACAGGCUUGUAGACAGAACUGUAUAAGCUGUUAUAGAACAGUUCAUGUUACCUGUGAUAUUUCUAACAGGAAAGUAGCUUAUGUAAUUUUUAAAUAUUAAAAAAAAUUAUUAAUUUAUUUCCAUUUUUGUUGCAUAGUUAAAAAAAUUCAAGAGUAAAGCAGUUUUUUUUGUUGUUGUUGUUUUCAAGAUGUGACUGAGUUUUGCUGUUAAAAGAAAUUUUUUUAAGAUUAUGAUUUUCAUUCUUGAUCCCAACUUUAUGAAAAUUUUCAAAUGAUUUUACCAAAAGUAGAUGAUAAAAAUUUUCAUACAUCUUGCAAAAACAUUCUUUUAUACCUAUAAUGUAAAUAUUUUAUGUAAAUAUUAUAGAAUAACAUAGUAACUUUUGAAAACUAAACUUCAAGCUCAUUCAUUAUAUGAAGUAUUAAAAUUACUAAUUUUAUCUAUUAAAAUUUCUUAAUCUUCAAUAGAUUAUCUAUAAAAAAGUCUCCAUAGAUAUUAAUUUUUAUAAUCUUUUUAUGAGGAUUAAAAUUUAAUUUGCAUUUUUUUAAAGGAUAUGUAGUUAUAGUUCAGUACUAUAUAGUACUGAACUAUAACUACUGAAUUACAAGGAACUACUGAAUUACAAGGUACUGAAAUUACAAGGAACUGUUCUCUGAAAAACCCAAAGUAGUUUGCUUUAUUGUUUAGCAGUUAGCGUUGAAAGUUGAAAAGAAAUAUAUUGGGAAAUAGAAUAUCUCUAAGUUUGUAACACUGUGUCAGAAAUUCCUGUUAUGAAUUAAUAAUUAUGGAGUAUUAACAAUAGGAUAUAUACAUGUGCCUUUCAUGUAUAUAUUGCUUUUUCCUUAAAAGUAAGCCAAUAGCCCUAUGUGCAUUCUCUUAAUCAAUUAACCAACUAAGCUUUCAAUGAAAAUAAUGCAACAGUAAUAUUUUAUGUGCAUUUAUUGCAAGGAAUUGAAAUCUUUAUAGAUAAAAUUUUGGGACAUAUAAUAUUUGAUUAUAUUGUAUCUUUAAAAAUGUUAAAUAUUUCAUGAAUUAAGUAUUUUCAUGUGGAGAUUAAAAUAAGCCUGAUUGUGAUGUACUUAAUCAGAAAGUGAAUUUAUACUGUUUUGGAUGAUAGCUUGUUUUAUUCCAUUAGAUACUGUCGUGUCCAUUUUUAUGUAUUUUAUAUAUAACUGAAUUCAUAAUAAAUUAUUUUAGGAAAUGAAAUUAAUGUUUCUUGUAGUUUUCUAUGUUAAAAUCUUUAUUAGUACAGAGAAUUUAUACAUGAAGAAUUGUUUUCAUUUACACAAUCUUAAAAAGCAGCUCUGAAUUUUUAAUUAAUCCAUAACUUAAAAUAAGGUAAUAAAUAUUCUCUUUGUAUGCUUUAGUAAAAUACCAUGAUGAAUUUUCAUGAAUAUGUAUGUGUUAUAGCUAAUAAAUGUAUCACAUGUGUACAUGUUUAUAUAAGUAUGCAUUGUCUUUCUCAGUUCUGCAUAAUAUGGAUCAAUUUUGCUGAAUUAUUUAACUCAGACCUCAGCAACCUAUGACCUGAGGGUCACCGAGUGACACAGUUCAUAAUUUCAAGUUACCCACUUGACCUGUGAAAUUAAGUAUAAUAUAUUAAAAAAAAAAAAAAAAAAAAAA
This is a messenger RNA of Stegodyphus dumicola, 2849 nucleotides long. RefSeq names its product cytochrome b5-like. Gene Ontology annotation, cellular component: membrane; intracellular membrane-bounded organelle. NCBI's taxonomy places the organism in Eukaryota, Metazoa, Arthropoda, Arachnida, Araneae, Eresidae. The record is from RefSeq and is a predicted model, not a curated record. Gene Ontology annotation, molecular function: heme binding.